UGGCACGCGACUGAAUAAUAUUAUCAGUCACGACAGUGGCCAAAUACGAAUAUAAAUACGAUCCCCGCUGUCUCCCUCAUGCCAAGAAUUGAGGAAUACUCUCUAGGCUCACAUUACUAUCAACGAGUCUUCAAUUGACAAUGUCUCGCGUCGCUUCACUAUCACGACGUCAUCUUCUCACCUCCCUCAAUCAACAACCAAAACGCUACUUCUCAGCUACCAUGGCUCAAGCAAAAGACACGUGGUCCGCAGACCAAUACGUUAAAUUCCUCAAAGACCGCACCCGUCCUUCGACAGAUCUUCUAGCCCACGUUCCCAACACAUCUCCCAAGCGCGUCGUGGACGUUGGCUGCGGCCCCGGCAACUCAACCGCCGUGUUAGCCGAACGCUAUCCCAACGCUCACAUCUCAGGCUUUGAUUCCUCAGCUGAUAUGAUCAAGAAGGCGAAACAAACUCUUCCUAAUGUUUCGUUUGAGGUUGCUGAUCUUUUGACCUACAAGCCUGAAGAACCUGUUGACGUUCUCUUCUCGAACGCUGUUUUUCAAUGGUUGCCGAAUGGGCAACGCAUUGAGAUUGUGAGAAAACUUCUUGAUCAUGUCGCGCCUGGUGGAAGUCUCGCUUUUCAGGUCCCUUUUAAUCUUGAAGAGCCAAGUCACGCUUUGAUGCGAGAAACAGCGGAUACACCCAACAUGCCAUGGACAGAGAAACUCAGAGCCGCCAACUACUCUCGUGACCAGUUUCCUUCACCAACUGAGAUUUGGGAUGGGUUGAAGCAUUUGUGCUCUGAUCUUAAUAUUUGGCAGACGACUUACAUGCAUGUUAUGGAGAAUCAUGAAGGGAUUGUUGAGUGGGUCAAGGGGACCGGUCUUCGUCCCUAUCUGAAUCCGCUGUCGGAGCCUGAGCAGGAAGCGUUUAUUGAGGCCUAUUUGGAUAAGUUGAAGCAAGGCUAUACCGCGCAGAAGGAUGGAAAGGUUCUUUUGCCGUUUCCUCGGUUGUUAGUUGUUGCGACAAAAGCGUAAAUGUAGAGCCGACCCAGUGUAUAUAGUAUUAUAGGUAGUAGUUAGAGGAAUGCUUUACGGAUCACGAAAGAGACCGUUACGUCCGGUCUUGGAAAUCUGCCUCAUGAUUGGUGACAUACGUUGACCGCACGAUUGGGCCAAGGCGUAUGCGCGGUAGCCGCCGUGG
Messenger RNA from Fusarium odoratissimum NRRL 54006, 1185 nucleotides. Its product is annotated as trans-aconitate 2-methyltransferase. The transcript has a single exon. The coding region runs from base 141 to 1019 and encodes 292 amino acids. Gene Ontology annotation, molecular function: trans-aconitate 2-methyltransferase activity. The record is from RefSeq and is a predicted model, not a curated record. Lineage: Eukaryota; Fungi; Ascomycota; Sordariomycetes; Hypocreales; Nectriaceae.